UUCCAGCCCCGAACAUGCAUAAAAAGGAUUCGCCGACCUCGGGGAGCCACAGAGCCCGGGCCGCAGGCACCUCCCCGCCGGCUCUCCCGCUCCUCGCACCGCCGCCCGACCCGCCCGCCGAGCCCCAUGGCCCGCGCCGCGCUCUCCGCCGACCCCCGCAACCCCCGGCUCCUGCGGGCGGCGCUGCUGCUCCUGCUCCUGGUGGCCGCCGGCCGGCGCGCGGCAGUCGGCGAGUCUCUUCUUCCCUAGGAGCGCCCCUGGCCAAUGAACUGCGCUGCCAGUGCCUGCAGACCCUGCAGGGGAUCCACCUCAAGAACAUCCAAAGUGUGGAAGUGAAGCGGCCGGGACCCCACUGCGACCGAACCGAAGUCAUAGCCACACUCAGGAAUGGGCAGAAAGCUUGUCUGAACCCCGCAUCCCCCAUGGCUAAGAAAAUCAUCGAAAAGAUGCUGAACAGUGACAAACCCAACUGACCAGAAGGAAGGAGGAAGCUCAUUGGUGGCUGUUCCUGAAGGAGGCCCUGCCCUAUAGGAACAGGAGAGAAAGAGAGACACAGCUGCAGAGGCCACCUGGACUGCACCUCAUGUGUUUGAGCAUUGCUUAGAAGUUUUCUAUUUAUUUAUUUAUUCGUUAAUUUUUGAAGAUUCUAUAUUAAUAUUUUAGGUAUAAAAUAAUUAAGGGUAUGAUUGAAUCUACUUGCACACUGUCCCAAAAUAUUCAUUCUUUUUUUAAAUGUCGACCCCAAGUUAGUUCUAUCUGGAUUCAUAUUUAAUCUGAAAUAAUUAAUAGAAUGUUUAAUACUUCUGAGGAGUCUGCAACAUGCCAGCCACUGUGAUAGAGGCUGGAGGAUUCAAGCAAAUGACCAGUGAGAUCAUUGUAAGGGCAGGGGAAUGUAUGUGCACAUCUAUUUUGUAACUGUUUAGACAAAUGUCAGUUGUUAUUUAUUGAAAUGAUUUCACAGUGUGUGGUCAACAUUUCUCUUGUUGAAACUUUAAGAACUAAAAUGUUCUAAAUAUCCCUUGGACAUUUUAUGUCUUUCUCGUAAGGCAUACUGCCUUGCUUAAUGUUAGUUUUACUGUGUUUCUAUCUUAGAACAAAGGGGUUUAAAUAUUAAUGUUUACAUCAAGAAUAUAAAAAUAAAGCACUUUAAAAUAUAAAAUGUUCGUUUAAUUUUUGGGGGAAACAAGGGCUAAUUUUACUGGAAAAUAUGGUGAUUUUUAUCAAUA
Saimiri boliviensis boliviensis (Bolivian squirrel monkey) is the source of this 1226-nucleotide messenger RNA. Lineage: Eukaryota; Metazoa; Chordata; Mammalia; Primates; Cebidae. The record is from RefSeq and is a predicted model, not a curated record.